AUGAGAGGCAAUCAAAAAUAAUAAUAAUAAGUUCCAAUACCAACUUAUCCAUUUCCUUAUUCAUUUUGGUCAUAUAAUAAUUUUGAAACUAAAGAGUUGGAAACUUACCUCUCAUCUUAAUCCCAAACUUUAUAAACAUAAAUUCCAAAAACAUGCAUUUAAGAUGGAUAUUAAUAAUUAUGUAAAAUUUUAAAUUAAUAUCCACAUCCUUUAUUACAUGCCAAACAAACCAAAUAAUAACAACCAAUUACUAAUUUACUUGGUGAAUAAUCAAUUGAUAGCAUUAAAAAUACUUCAGAAAUUACAUAAUUUUUGGUAUUUCAAAAUACUCAAAUUGAUGCAAUCACAUUAACUUUACUCUAAUUUUUAUGGCCUCUUUAUUAAAAUCUAAAUGUCUUUAAAUUAUACAAUAUUAAAUUUUCUGAAACUGAAAUGGAAAUUUUAUAAAAAAUAAUUGAAAAUAACAAACUUAUUAAAUUAUUUAUAGAAUAUACUAAUAUAAUACCUCAAAUAAAUUGUCCAACACUUACAUAAAUAUAUUUAAGAGGAAAUUAAAUAACUUAAUCAAAAUUAAAUCAAAUAUUUUAACCAGGUUCUUUUUAGGCUUUAUAAGUUAUAGAGUUAAGUGAUAAUCCUCUUGGAAAAGAAUGUAUAUAAUUUAAAUUUAUUAAAGCUAUUUAAAUCUUGGCUAAUUUUAUGAGUAAAAAGAAUAGUAUUUAAUAUAUUGGAUUAUCAAGAUGUGAAAUAGCAGCUUGGGAGGAUUUAAAACCUCUUAUAGAAACUAUAGGACCUGAAAAAUUAAAUGAAGCAAAAUUAUAGGCUUAUAGAGAAUUAGAAGAAAAGAGGGAUAAAUAAAUUAAAGAUUAAUUGAAAGCUAAAAAGAAAGAAGUUGUUACUGAGAUUGAAUUAGAACCAUUAAUAUAAAAUACAGAUGGAAGUAAUAUUCAUUUUUUAAAAUAUAGGUUAUUCAAUUAUACAUAAUUAAUAAUUACAAAUUCUAUUUUUGGCUGUCAAUCCAUUCAAAGAUAGUGAUAAAGAUUAAAUUGAAAGAUUUAUUUAAGCAAAUCCAAAUGUUUAUGUUGUGUUACAAGGAUGUUCAUUUGAAACUAAAACAAAAGAGAGACUCAAAAAACGCUACAAUAAUAUAAUAUUUUGA
This is a messenger RNA of Paramecium pentaurelia, 1156 nucleotides long. NCBI's taxonomy places the organism in Eukaryota, Ciliophora, Oligohymenophorea, Peniculida, Parameciidae. The record is from the annotation of a GenBank genome assembly.